This is a messenger RNA of Cydia amplana, 1205 nucleotides long. RefSeq names its product neuronal acetylcholine receptor subunit alpha-3-like. Gene Ontology annotation, biological process: signal transduction; chemical synaptic transmission; regulation of membrane potential. The record is from RefSeq and is a predicted model, not a curated record. The transcript has 7 exons. Gene Ontology annotation, molecular function: excitatory extracellular ligand-gated monoatomic ion channel activity; transmembrane signaling receptor activity; transmitter-gated monoatomic ion channel activity involved in regulation of postsynaptic membrane potential. Bases 51 to 1154 code for a protein of 367 amino acids. NCBI's taxonomy places the organism in Eukaryota, Metazoa, Arthropoda, Insecta, Lepidoptera, Tortricidae. Gene Ontology annotation, cellular component: synapse; plasma membrane; neuron projection.
GCGGUCGCAAGCUGGCACGGCCCGCAGUGCACAGUGCGGCCGGUUACAAGAUGGUGUCGCGGCUCCUGGUGCUGCUGGCUGCCUUGCACGUGAGCAGGGCGGCUGCAGCGUGCAACAAUGUGUCGGCCGUGAGCGUCACGUUGGACACGCUGUUCGCCGAAUAUGCGCAGUACAUGGCGCCUGCGACGCCUGUGGUCGUCCGGGCGGCGUUGGACGUCCGCCACGCCUCCGUGGACGAAGGGGCGGCUGUAGUGCGCCUGCUGGCAGACCUACGAUUGAGCUGGCUAGAUCCCCGGCUAGCAUGGAACGAGACCGAGUUGGAGUGCAAGUCCGUCUUGGUCCCGGCAGAGCGUCUAUGGCGUCCAGACGUGGAGCUGCUUAAUGGAGCGGCGGGCGAGGGCGCCGCUGACGGCUCGGUGCGCGCACGGCUGACUUUAGACUCUCAGGUGCUAUGGAUUCAACGUCUCAACGUGGCUGUGCCGCUGGCAAUUGAUUUGACAGAUUGGCCGAGCGACCGGCAAUCCGCUGUUUUCACUUUUGGCUCGAGGGAACAUACGGCGGAAGAAAUUGCUUUAGGCAUCGAUGAUUUUAGGUACGCAACAGUAUGGGAGUCUGGUACUUGGAUGAUCGAGUCCGUGGUCGGCGAAAAGGCCGCCCUGGGCUCGAAGCCCGUGAUCUCCUGGAACGUGGUUCUACGGAGGCGCGCGGCGGCCCACGCUCUGGCCAGUGGGGCCGUGCUGACGGCGGCUGCUUUGGUGCUACUUACGGCCGUGGUUCUACCGCCACAGCAGAGACAUUCGCUGUGUGCCUGCGCUGCUUUCACUGCUGCGCUUUGGUUGACCUCAGCGCUGCUACGUCUGCCAGGCUCAGCCACAUGUCCGCGCACGUUGUCGUGCAUGGCCGGCGUGCUAGGCGCGGCUGGCGCUUGCUGCGCUGUCGCCGCAAUGCUGGCGCGCCUGGCGCGGGUGCAGCGCCCGCCGCCACCGCAGCUGCGCGCGAUGCUGAGCAAAGCGCCCUCGUGGGCCGUCGCCACUUCACCGCAAGACAGCGACAGCAGUUCCGCGUCGUGGGCGGCAGCAGCGCAGCUCCUCGAUAACGUGCUGCGCGCUGCGCUCGCGCUCACGCUGCUAGUUCUUGUUUGCGUUGCGCUAUAGCACGGCCACAACGACACCAUGUAAUGUCAAUUGACGAUGCCCCUCCUUUUU